Hibiscus syriacus is the source of this 1037-nucleotide messenger RNA. RefSeq lists its product as uncharacterized. The transcript is spliced from 7 exons. Bases 34 to 987 code for a protein of 317 amino acids. Gene Ontology annotation, cellular component: cytosol. Lineage: Eukaryota; Viridiplantae; Streptophyta; Magnoliopsida; Malvales; Malvaceae. The record is from RefSeq and is a predicted model, not a curated record.
UGGAAGAAAGAGGCCAGCAAGAGUCGCUAAGAAAUGGCAUCUGUUCCACAUAACUUUGAUUCAUUACUCUCAAAUUUAUUAACUUAUCCUAAGCCUCCUUCUCGACAGGUUCGAAUCCGAUCCAUAUCAUCCGCUAAUCGACGUAUCUCCAAAUCAAACUCCACAACCUUGAGGAUGGCUCACGCUCAUUCUGCCCAAAACCCAGUGAUCGAGCAGCGGAGAGUGAUAAUUCCAAACAAGCAUGGAGAAAAACUGGUGGGGUUAUUGCAUGAAGCUAAAUCUAAAGAGAUUGUGGUCUUAUGUCAUGGUUUUAGAUCCCGAAAGGACUACAAUACUAUGACGAACCUUGCUGCCGCUUUAGAGAAAGAAGGAAUCAGUGUCUUUCGUUUCGAUUUUGCUGGAAACGGAGAAAGUGAGGGUUCGUUUCAGUAUGGUAACUAUUACCGGGAAGCUGAUGAUUUGCAUGCUGUAAUUCAACAUUUUUCUGGGGAAAAUCGUGUGGUAAGUGCAAUUCUUGGGCAUAGCAAAGGGGGAAAUGUGGUGCUUCUUUAUGCUUCGAAGUACCAAGAUAUUCGUACAGUUAUAAAUGUUUCUGGCCGCUAUGACUUGAAGAGAGGCAUUGCGGAACGCUUGGGAGAAGACUUUAUGGAAAUAAUUAAGGAUGGACACAUUGAUGUUAAGAAUGAUACGGGAGGUGUUGAAUACCGUGUGACUGAGAAAGCUUUGAUGGAUCGUUUGGAAACGGACAUGCGGAAAGCUUGCCUUAAGAUUGAUAAAUUAAUUCGGGUCUGGACGGUCCAUGGAUCUGCAGAUGAGGUAAUUCCUCUUGAAGACGCAUUGGAGUUUGCCAAGAUUAUACCUAAUCACCAGAUACACAUUAUAGAAGGAGCCAAUCAUGGGUACACCUCGCAUCAAACCGAGUUGGCAUCAGCCGUUGUGAAGUUUAUAAAGUCGGCCUUACAGCAAGACGAGAUUGCUCCGAAGUAGGUAGUUUUCAUACAAAUAAAUACUGUUAUUUUCUUUUCAAUCCCCUCAAA